GAGUCGUGGUAUUUGUGCAAAACAUCUUAACAUGAUUGAGCUAAAGCAUCCGAAAACGGGGCAAAUUCUAGAGGUUGAUGAUUUCUGGUUACGAUAUCACUGCCGCUGUGUGGAUUGUGUGGAUGUCGAUACGCAGCAGCGACGUUAUAAUCUUUUCGAUCUUCCAGCUGCUGUAAAGGCUUCGAAACUGAGCUAUAAGUCGGAACAACAAUUGUUGGUGGAAUGGAGCGAUGGUCAUAAAGCCAGCUACGACAUCGACAACAUCUUUAAUUCCCAGCUGGAUGCGCUGCUUCAUCGUCGUUUAAACUCCACAGUCCACACACCCUGGACACGUAGCGUUAUAAAGAGGCAUGAGAAGGAUUUGCGCUUCCCUUUGUCUGCGCUGAUCAAUAACGACGAUGUGGUCAAGUCCUUGGUGACCUCUCUGGUACGCUAUGGUGUUGCCUUUAUUGAUGAGGUGCCGGCCACGUCCACAAUGACGGAACUAGUCAUACGUCGCGUGUUUCCCAUUAUGAAGACAAUUUUCGGAGAACUUUGGACCGACAGCGAUGUUAAAGAUCCUGAAGGCACGCCCACCACGAUGCCCUAUAGGCAUCCACACACGGAUAAUACAUUUUUUUGUGAUGCAGCAGGCCUGCUGGCUCUGCACUGUACCGAGCAUGUAAAUCGAGAGGGCGGAGAGUAUUUUUUUGUGGAUGGUCUGCAUGUUGUCCAGGAACUAAAGCGACAAAAUCCAAAGGCCUACGAGUUACUCUGUCGCGCUCAAGUGGCUGCGGAGUAUUUGGAACCAGGACAGCAUCAUUCCUACACUGCACCUAUUAUAAGGACCGAUCCAGUAACUGGCGAAUUUGUGCAGCUGAGCUUCAAUGUUUGCGAUCGUGGCAUGAUAAACACACUGCCACAAUCGGAAAUGGCCGACUUUUAUGCCAGUAUGCGUGCCCUGCUGAAGAUAAUCAAGGAUGAGGCAAAUCGGUGGAUGGCUCUGCUCAGCCCUGGUACCAUUGCGAUCUUUGACAAUUGGCGAUUGGUCCAUGGCCGUCUCGCUUAUAAAGGCGAGCGUACCAUUACAGGGGCCUAUGUAUUAAGAACCGAUUUCAUGAGCAAGGCACGAGUGCUGGGUAUCAUUGAAUGAGCAGUUCAGACAUUUUGUAAAUUGUUGUUAUGUGAAAAAAGCGGAUGUGAAAUUAAUCAAAGAAGAUCCUUUUGGAUU
This is a messenger RNA of Scaptodrosophila lebanonensis, 1210 nucleotides long. RefSeq names its product trimethyllysine dioxygenase, mitochondrial-like. Gene Ontology annotation, cellular component: mitochondrion. The transcript has 2 exons. The record is from RefSeq and is a predicted model, not a curated record. Gene Ontology annotation, molecular function: oxidoreductase activity. The coding region runs from base 32 to 1132 and encodes 366 amino acids. Gene Ontology annotation, biological process: carnitine biosynthetic process. Lineage: Eukaryota; Metazoa; Arthropoda; Insecta; Diptera; Drosophilidae.